AUGAAAUUCCUAGUCUUCCUCGCCGCCGUCGCGCUGGCCAGCGCCGAUGUUGCUCCGUCAUACGCUAGAACCGACGAGGCCAACGCUCCGAUUCUCCGUUCGGACUACGAAAUCAAUCCCGACGGUUCAUUCCAAUACGCUUAUGAAACCGGGAAUAGCAUCGCUGCCGACGCUCAGGGCACUAUUAAGAACCCCAACUCCGAAGCUGCCAGCCUUGACGUCAAGGGAUCUUUCCGUUGGACCGCCCCCGACGGUAGCCCCGUCUCGCUUGUCUACAAAGCCGACGAGAACGGUUACGUUGCCCAGGGUGACUCCAUCCCCGUGGCCCCACCAGUACCUGAGCUGAUCCUCCGUGGCUUGCAAUACAUCGCGGACCACCCCCCACCAGUUGAAUACACCAAGAGGACUCAAGCC
Iphiclides podalirius (scarce swallowtail) is the source of this 414-nucleotide messenger RNA. NCBI's taxonomy places the organism in Eukaryota, Metazoa, Arthropoda, Insecta, Lepidoptera, Papilionidae. The record is from the annotation of a GenBank genome assembly.